UCGAUUUUAUGCAGAAGUUUUCUCUCUAUAGUGUGCUUCUAUGGUGUUAAUGGGAAUUUUGGCUUGGCAAAGGUAUAGCCCUGGUUAAACAAAGGUUCGUGAUAAGGCUGUCAAAAUAUUAGAUUAUUGACUUGAGGGUGUUUAGAAAUUUUACACAAUGGACUUUUAGAGAACUUAUAGUUAGACCUUGUAGAAGAAAUCUCUGACCACAACAUUUAUGAUGUCUUCUGUACAACGGGCUUUUACUCAAAAAUUGAGUAAACAACAUGCAGCUGACGUUAGACGUCAAAUUGCUAAUUCUACCUCAUAUUCUCGUGAGCUGUCAAAGAGUGGCAGUUCAUUCUCAGGUUUCUCCUCAACAAUGUCACUAUGUGAAGUAUUAGAGCCACUGGACUAUGAAGAAUUCUUAGCACAGCAUCAGUCAGUUCUUGAUCGUGAUCCGUUAAAAUCUAUAUUAGAUUUUCCACCUGGAGAUGUUGAAUUACAAGUCCUUAAAAGGAAAAUUCGAACAGAAGAACCAGUGGUUCCUCAUGAGUCAUUAGAUACCGUAUCUCCAUAUGUUAGAAGAUGCAUAGAAAGCUUUACUUCAGACUGGGUAGAUGUACACCGCAAGUACAAGCGUAGAGUAUCUCCUAUUGCAAGAGACAGACUACUGCAGGACACCCCAAGACAAGACUUUGAGGUAGAUCAAGAGGACACAAAUGGCUCGGGUUCCCCAAAUGAAGAAGAGGAUUUAUCAAAUUGUGGAGAUACCCCAAGAGGCUCUUGGGCUAGUUUGGAUUUAAGGCAUUCCCAACAUGAUCCACUUCUUCCAAGUCUUCUGGAUCGUGUCUGUCCAGAAACUAUUGAUCAGAUGAACGAACAGAAGCGCUCAGAAGAUAGACAAGAAGCAUUAUUUCCACUUUAUGCACCUCCAGCCUCCCCAGAUGAUGAGUGGCAAGAAAUUGGUAUUGCACCAGAGCCCUCAGAACCUUUUUCCCAUAAGAUUCUUGUUAAAUGUCUUCAGUUGAAAUUGGAAUUGGAAGUAGAACCAAUUUUUGCAAGUCUGGCAUUAUACGAUGCUAGAGAAAAGAAAAAGGUAUCGGAGAAUUUUUAUGUGGACAUGAAUUCAGAAGGAUUAAAAAGAAUGCUUGGCAGUCACAUUGCGUACAGUGAUGCCAGUACUUUAGCAAGGAGCUGUGUUAUGAGCAUCAGCAAACCUAGCCCGGAUCUAUUUUUAGUUGUCAGACUUGAGAAAGUAUUACAAGGUGAUAUUUCUGAAUGUGCAGAGCCAUAUUUGCGCGACGAUAAGAAUAAGGAUAAGGUAAGGGCUGCAGCUGCAGCUGCAUGUGAACGACUAGGUCGCUAUCGAAUGCCACUUGCUUGGACGGCUAUCCAUCUUUCUGGCGUAAUAGGAGGUGGUGGAGAUACGGAUAGCACUGGCAGUGCUGGCUCUUUGGAUAGAAAAUCAGGGGGACUCGAACAGUGGCGUAAAAAAGUGGAACCACCGACUAGGAGAGGUUCUCUCGAAAGAAGAAGUUCGGAUAAGAGACGCAGCUGGUCACCGGAUGAUUUUGCUAACUGCCUAGAUACGUUUAGGCCCAUAACAUUGACUGUUUCAAGUUUCUUUAAACAAGAAAGUGAACGUUUAAGGGAUGAAGAUCUAUACAAAUUACUAGUUGAACUAAGAAGGCCAGGCUCUAAUCUGAAACGGCUGAAAUGUUUACCAGGUAUACUGAAACUAGACCUGAGUCCCAGGCCCGAAGAGUUGCCCAGGUGUUUGGACCCCGACCUUAGAAGACUAGUGCCAUAUCCAGACGAGAAAAGUCGACCAGUGAAGGAAAUACUAGAGUUUCCAAGUGAAGUCAUUUCACCAGAUCUGACGUACAGGAAUCUUUUGUACAUUUACCCCAAGGAAGCAAACUUCAGUUCUAGAACAGGGUCAGCUCGAAAUAUCGCGAUAAGAAUUCAAUUGAUGGGCGGUGAGCAGGAAGCGGAUGCCUUGACAGCUAUAUUUGGAAGAUCAUCGUGCCCUGAAAUGACAUACGAGUGCUUCACAUCUGUCUCGUAUCACAAUAAAAAUCCGAACUUCUACGACGAAGUCAAAAUUCGCCUGCCCGCAGACCUAAGCGCGAAGCAUCAUCUGCUCUUCACAUUUUACCACAUCAGUUGCCAGAAAAAAAUGGAACAACCGAAUGUCGAGACUGCUGUAGCCUACACGUGGCUGCCGCUCUUAAGAGACGGACACCUGCAAUCCGGCGAGUUCAGUCUGCCAGCAAUGCUGGAUCCACCCCCAGCAAAUUAUUCCUACAUUGCACCGGAUGUUCUCCUACCUGGCACCAGAUGGGUAGACGCUCACAGAGGAGUUUUCACAGUAAUUCUGGAGCCGGUCUCCAGCGUGCACCCGCAAGACAAAUACAUCGACAGGUUUCUAUCACUGUGCGGCUUCCUGGAAACUGGCCAAGUACCUCCACGCAUUGGCGAGGCCGGGAUGGAGUCAGAAUUAAAAUCUGCCCUGCUGGAGUUGGCAAGGGCUUCUCAUUCCGCAUUGGUACGAUCGUUACCCCAGCUCCUGGAUCAGUUAAUAUCACUCUUGGUACGUCCUCCUACGUUACCGUCGCAACCACUGAACGUGGCAGCCACAGUCUUCGAGGCAAUUGGCCUACUGGUUCGAAAUAUCACUAAUUUACCGGAUGGUCAAUUGGAUGCUCACGGUAGACAUGCACUUUUGGCGACCUACGUGGCAUACCAGUGCUCGUUACCGAGAAUGGCUACCACUCCGGGUAUCAUUAGGGCUCAGAGCAACCCUGACCUACCUCUGGAAGAUUUAGAAAUGGAAGUGCACUCGCGGGGUUUAGAUCGAACCGCCUCGAUGCGCCAAGAAUCACCUUCCAUAAACAGUCAACCUACUAGAAGACUAUUGCAUGAGGAAUUGGCCCUACACUGGGUUGUGUCUACCGGUCAGGCUCGGGAACUAGCGGUAACAUAUUCAUGGUUCUUCCUGGAAUUGAUAGUUCGUUCCAUGGUCGUUACAUUGUCGGAAAUGGGAAUGCUGGAAGCCCCUCGAAAAUCGAGAUUCUCACCUCAGUUUUGCGACGACAUAGCUACUCUGACUGCAGCGUUAACUACAGAGGUGGUGGCUCGUUGCGGGAAGGAGACUAGAGUUCCGAAUAAUUUGGUAUCGAGUCUUGGCAACUUCCUAUCUGAUUUAUUAUCUGUGAUGGAUAGGGGGUUCGUUCUGUCCCUUAUUCGAGCAGCGUGUUGCUCCUUGUCGGAUGCUUCUAUGCAUAUUCCUGAUUCGGCUGCUUUAUACGCGCUCAAGCUGGAUCUUGUGCGAACAGUGUGUUCCCAUGAGCACUACGUAGCUCUGAAUCUUCCGUUCGGAACUGGAUAUACGUCAGGCUCGGCGCCAGCUUCGCCUAGUCCAUCUACUGGAAGCUCGGGCAGUUUAAUAUCGACGCUUGUGCCUGGUGACCGCGCAAGGUUCUCUGAACUCAGCCAGGAAUUCCGGCAGCAACAUUUCCUGGUCGGAAUCGUUUUAUCGGAUCUAUCGAACACCUUAGAAAUACCGAAUCCAAUGCUACAGAACAAGGCUAUUGGGACGAUUCGACAUCUGAUGUCCUGUCACGAUGUAGACUCAAGAUAUUCUGACCCUGCAGCCAAAGCUAGGGUCGCUGCCCUUUAUCUGCCACUUCUAAAUAUCAUCAUGGACGCUUUGCCUCAGCUUUAUCACUGGGACUCCAAAGAUAAAAGUGUCUAUCCGGAUGAGUCCGGGUCUAUCACGCAGUCCGUAGCGUUAGCUAUAGCUGGCGGAGUUUCCGUAGAAACUGCAGGAACGCAGUGCAGAGUUUCUUUAAGUUCGGAAGCCACGCGGCACCUUUUGAUGUGCGUUCUAUGGGUGCUCAAGGGCUUGGAACAGUCUGCAUUAGCGCAAUGGUGUUCAGAGCUGAGUCCCAGGCGUAUAUUGUGCCUUCUUCAAGUUCUCAAUAUUGCUACUGCGGCUUUUGAGUACAAGGGCAAGAAAGCUUUGAAAAGGUUGCCCCCGCAAGCUGCUGCCACCAGUGACAUUAGAUCUAGAUUAGAGGAUGUGAUUCUCGGUCAAGGUAGCGCUAGAAGCGAAAUGAUGCUGCGUAGGAAAGAAAGGAUAAGUGGGGACAAACUGAGAUGGCGUAAAGAUCAAAUGCCUUACAGACCUUGCGAGCAAUCUGAAGGAAGAGCUGUGGAACAAGAUGCUCACAUAGAAGGUGCCUUAGCAGCAGAAGCUUCCCUUGUGGUUUUAGAUACCUUAGAGACAGUUGUGCAAGCUGAUGGAGGAGGAGGAGCGGUGGUAGGAGCAGUACUGAAAGUACUUCUGAGAGCUCUAGCCAGGAAUCAGAGUACAUCUGUAUUACAGCAUAUGUUCAAUACACAAAGGGCUUUGGUAUUCAAAUACCAUAGUGCUCUGUUUGAUGAGGAAAGUGAAAGGUGUGGUGAUCUCUGCUUAACGUUGCUCACUAGAUGCAGUUCUCCUUUGAGUGCUGUUCGUAGUCAUGCUGCUGCCAGUCUUUAUUUGCUUAUGCGUCAGAAUUUUGAGAUUGGGAAUAAUUUUGCUCGAGUUAAAAUGCAAGUCACAACAUCAUUGUCAGCUCUUGUUGGGAGAGGAAGAGCUCCUAGCGAAGGUGCACUUAGAAGGGCACUGAAAACAGUAUUAGUCUAUGCGGAAAGAGAUACAGAAUUGGCUGAUACUAGCUUCCCAGAACAAGUCAAGGAUCUUCUGUUCAAUUUGCAUAUGAUCCUAUCUGACACCGUUAAGAUGAAAGAAUUUCAAGAAGAUCCAGAGAUGCUUUUAGAUCUUAUGUAUAGAAUUGCAAAGGGGUAUCAAGGAUCACCAGAUCUUAGACUGACAUGGUUGGCAAAUAUGGCUCAACAGCAUAUGGAAAGAAAAAAUCAUACAGAAGCAGCAAUGUGCUUAGUGCACAGUGCCGCUUUAGUAGCUGAGUAUUUGCAUCUCCUGGAGCCAGGAGGUGGUGGUAGGCCGGUUGGAGCUGUUGCUUUGUGUCCUGUUACUCCAAAUGCUUUAGAAGAGAGCGCUGUGGGUGAUGAUGUAUUAGCCAGAAGGGAAGAAGGACUUUGUUUGGGUCCUGAUUUCUCAGAAAGUGGAUUAGCAGGUUUAUUAGAACAUGCUGCUAGUUCUUUCCAUGCAGCAGGGAUGUAUGAAGCUAUUCCUGAUGUGUACAGAGUUCUAAUGCCAAUAUCAGAAACUGCGCAUGAUUAUAAAAAAUUGGCAAAUAUUCAUGGAAAACUUCACGAAGCGUAUACACGUGUUGAACAAUUAGCUGGAAAAAGAGUGUUCGGGACAUACUUCAGAGUAGGUUUCUAUGGAGGACGAUUCGGUGAUUUAGCCGGCGAAGAAUUUGUUUAUAAAGAACCUACUUUAACGAAACUGCCGGAAAUAUUUUCUAGGCUAGAGAAUUUUUACGCUGAAAGAUUUGGCGCUGAAAAUAUUGUGAUAAUAAAGGAUUCAAAUCCUGUAGAUCCCAGCAAACUGGAACCGGAUAAAGCUUAUGUUCAAAUUACUUAUGUAGAACCAUAUUUUGAGCCACAUGAACUUAGACAUAGACCAACCAUUUUUCAUAGAAAUUUUAAUAUUAAGCGAUUUGUAUAUGCAACACCUUUCACACCUGGUGGUAAGGCACAUGGAGAAUUGAGGGAACAAUGUAAACGUAAAACAAUUCUAACGGUAGCUACACAUUUUCCGUACUUGAAAACCAGAAUUCGUGUGGUCGCUAGAAAGCAAAUUGUCCUCAGUCCAAUUGAAGUUGCGAUUGAAGACAUACAGAAGAAAACGGCAGAAGUCGCAGCAGCUACAGCCCAGGAACCACCUGAUGCAAAAAUGUUGCAGAUGGUUCUACAAGGUUGCAUUGGAACUACGGUCAAUCAAGGACCUGCAGAAGUUGCAGUUGUCUUUCUUUCUGGAUUACGUGAACAAAAUGCACAGCCUAGCCGACUGCAACAUAAAUUGCGUUUGUGCUUCAAAGAUUUCUCAAAGAAAUGCCUUGAUGCCUUGAGAAGGAACAAAAAUCUGAUUGGUCCAGAUCAGCGUGAUUAUCAACGAGAAUUAGAAAGAAAUUACCAAAGACUUACUGAGAGAUUAUCUCCUCUCAUUGCAUGGAGUGGACCAUCUUUAAUGAGUCAACAAAAUACACAACAAACAUCACCACGCUGGUAAACUGACUGAAUGCUGCUAAGAAUUACCAAAGAUACAUGACACGUAAAUGGUACAUGAAAGAAGUAUUAGCAGCACAAAUUACAUAUGAAUCAGAAAUAUAAUCAUAUAUUUAUAUACCUUAAUUUUUUAUAUCGCUAGACAUUUUGAGCUGCUGAUAAAGUGUCUCUUUCAAACAUUUGAAAAAGAACAUAUUUGUAUGUACUAUGUUUAAAAAAAUAUUGCUAGUCCUAUAGAUAAUACAAUGCAAUUUAAUUAUUGCGAGCACUUCAAUAUAAAACAAAAUUUAUGUUUCAUAAAUACUGCCUCCGAAUAGUACUAAUAUACGUUUUAUAGUAUUUAAUAUAAGUGAACAAUAUUGUCAAUUUUUAAAUUACCACAGGAAUUUUCUGCAGAACUGCUUUUUCAGCAGUUGCAUAAUGAAGUAUUAUGUUCAAUUAUUAAUCCAAUUUCUCUUUAACUGCAUCAUAUCAAAUCGAUCCUCAAGUUUAUAUACAUUAUAUAUGUAACUACUGAUAUAUUUAGCUUCUAAGAAAGCUGUGAUCUUUCAAUUGCAUUAUAUUUUAUAAACAAGUAUUAUUGACCUCCAUUUUAAUACAGAAACUUAUAAUUAUAGAUUUUUUACCAAAUGACUUCAUAUUUUUUUAUAGAAAAUAAAUCAAACCACUGAUCGCAAUGUAACGUAUAUUUUUAGCAAAAGUAUUGCUUCUUUUAUUUAUUAUGUAUCUGUUAGUAAAUGUUAUAUGUUAUUUAAUGUAUUAAUAAGUAUAUAAAAAUGUUUAAAAUCUUUAUAAAAGGCAACGCGAUCAGUUUUUCAUUGCUCUUGUGAAAAGUCUAUCAUUAAAAGUUUCUCUAGUAGUCCGAAAACAUGCUAAUGUAGUCAAUAAGAUUUGUAAUUAUUUUCUACAGUAUAUUCAACAAAUAUAAUGUUUACAUUACUAAUCUGAAAACAUUCUAAAUAUAUAUAGGAUACAAAACACAAAAUAAAAUGAUCAAAUUUUUAGUUCAGAUCUGAAAACUUAAACGAUACGCAAUGCAUUACAAAAGCUUACAUUGGUAAAGUGAAGCUAUUAUUUAUUGCAAGUAUUAUUAAUAUAUCAAUAAUAAUUUUGCAAAAAUUAUAAAAGAAAUACAUUGAACAUUAAAUUACUUCUGACAGUAUACCUUAUUAUUAGAGAUAGUGAUAUAUCUGGAGUAAAAAAUGUAAACCUUUGUACGUGCGGAAUACUCAAAAUAUACGGUCAUUUUUUACUUCGUUAACAUGCAAUAUUCUUCAUUCUUUUAAUGUAAAAAAUAACAUGACUCACCAAAUGAAGACUUCAGAAAACGAUGCAGGACUCCCCAGGUCUUCCCACAGGUGUUAAUUGACUGG
Molecule: messenger RNA, 7556 nt
Organism: Nomia melanderi (Alkali bee)
Lineage: Eukaryota; Metazoa; Arthropoda; Insecta; Hymenoptera; Halictidae
Gene: Zir
Product: dedicator of cytokinesis
Biological process (GO): small GTPase-mediated signal transduction; positive regulation of GTPase activity
Molecular function (GO): guanyl-nucleotide exchange factor activity
Source: RefSeq, a predicted model, not a curated record